Messenger RNA from Lecanosticta acicola, 617 nucleotides. Lineage: Eukaryota; Fungi; Ascomycota; Dothideomycetes; Mycosphaerellales; Mycosphaerellaceae. The record is from the annotation of a GenBank genome assembly.
AUGGCCGCCCCGCCCGAAGUCGACGUUCACCACAUGAACGCUAGUUACGACAUGAACAAGAAGCUGUCGGACUCGACCACCAGCAUGCUGAAGAUGCAAGGCUUGCCGUGGCUCGUCCGUCAAGCGGCAGCCUACAGUGCCGUCCAGGUCAACCUGAAGCAGUACACCGACCAUGAGGGUCCGCAUUUGGACCAGGAACAGAUCUCCACGGGCAACAUCACGCAGCAAGAGCUACGCCUGUUGAACGGGGAGCUGGGUGAGCGCGAUAUCCAAUUCUGGGGAAAGGUGAAUGGAAAGAACAGGUAAGCACAUAUCAGAUACCUUGGAACAACGUGAGUCUCCAGCUAAUAUGUGUCCCUCUGCACAGGUACAUCAAGAUCUCCGACAUCGAAGACCCGUUCCUCAAGGAAGGCUGGCUCGAGGAAGGCGAGGGAGAGGAGAAGGGAGAUGUCAUCGAGAGUUGGACGGAGAGUUUGGAGAAUGGGUGGACUGCGUUACAGAUCUGGGGCUUCCAGAUGGUUGAUGGGCAGAGGAAGCACGUGAGGAGGAUUGUGUCGAAGAAGGGCAAGGAGGAACAUAAGGUCAAGCUGAUCUAUGACUUCAAGGUACAGCAGUAG